AUGAGCCUAUCAAACACCGAUUUUGAUUCUUUCUUGGCUACCAUGAUGGUUAACCUAUCUUUGGAAAGGGUAUCUGAAGACCCCGUGAAGAUUCUGCGGGUUGCCGUGCAAAAGCGUCAGAAGUUAUAUGAGAAUGCAAAAAAGGAAGUCUGCCUUCGACGCGAACUGCAUCAUGAUUCCAUGGUCCAAAAGUUGCUAAAGGAUUUAAGAAGGCACAUGUCUGAUGAUGAAAUCGUGGCAUCAUUAGAAUUAUUAGAACAAUCUGGAAAAGACUCAAUGUCUACCCAUAAUUUUGGAAACUCGGGGGGCUGCAGCGACAAAAUGGACAUAGGUCCUUCUUACGACAGCGACGACGUUUCGCCAUCAUGCAGCAUGGACGACUGGGAAGCUUUAGGCAUUCGCCAAGACGAUGAAUGUGUUCAGGUAAAUUAAUAUUCAAAUAAAGUGUUGAGAAGCUUUACAAGAGUUAAAGCUGUCGUUCUUCUUAACGUUUAAAUUAUACUCUGUAGAACAGUAUAUUAAAGGGUUAAAGUUUUGUCAAAACGCAUGCUUAUAUAAAUUUUACUAUUUACAUUACAGAAUGAGUAUUCGUACCACUCGGCUUUUUCUGGGCCAUUACCAGCUCCAUCGUCAGAAGCCGUGCCAACAGAAAGUUCAGACACUUCACACUGUCCUACAGACGUUUUCCUUCCAAAACCGGUAGGAAACGAUGGUCGUCAACGUUCCAACAAAAGAAGUCCUUCGAAGUCGAGGAAACGGUCCGCACGAUGGGAUUCAGAGUGCGCUACGGGGUCGAAACAGACCAAAUUUAACUAG
Molecule: messenger RNA, 816 nt
Organism: Bursaphelenchus okinawaensis
Lineage: Eukaryota; Metazoa; Nematoda; Chromadorea; Rhabditida; Aphelenchoididae
Source: the annotation of a GenBank genome assembly